AACAGCAGUAACAAUAUAAGAUAUCAAGAUGGCCCUAUUACCAAAUUCUUGGAAAUGAAGUCUGUGGAUGAACUCAAAAUAGGUGAAGUAACCGAACUGUUGGCAGAUUAUAAAAGACUGGCGGCAAUUAUAAAGCAAGCAGGACUUGCAUGACAGAAUUAAAAAAAAAAAAUCACUUUUAAUUUUUUUCGUUUUUUUAUUUCAUACAAAUAUAAUAAAUGGAUCUUGAUGCAAAUUUGACAGUUGUUACGCCCAUCUUGAAGAGAAUCUUGGAAGAAGUGGUUAAUGACACAAUAGAUCAUUCAUGUGCUAAUGUAGACGAUGACACACCCUUUGAACGUUCGCUAUGUGCUGCUUGGGAUAUCUGUACUGUACCAGAAUAUGCAAUGACCUUGAAAGAGAAUCAAUUUCACAGAGUUCUACUUAAAAUUAUAACAGCAACACAGAGAAAUCGAACAAGAGAAUUAGCACUGGGUACGCUUGCUAAUAUGGCAUGCCAUUGGGAUUGUGGUAUUGGACCCUACUUAUUAAAUGAUAUGGAUAUAUUAAAGUUAUGUAGAUCUAUACUUUGGACAGAAAAUGAUGCAAGAGUCCUAUUAGAAACUACUAGACUCUUGAACACCUUUCUCGUUUGCUCUAUUGAUGCAAGUCAUCAAACAGUAAUAGAACAUGACCAUCUAACCCAAUUCUUGACUCCGGAAGCAAUGGCGCCUUCCAUAUUUCAUCAAUACACACUCAUCAUCUGCAAUACAUUAUAUUCUGAACUACUAUUAAAGAGUCUAGAACUAAUGACACGGAUCGUGGUCUAUACAAAUGCUAUCACACAUAGUCUAAGCAAGAGGAAACAACGAUUGACAGAGAUGGAUGAAGAAAUAUUUAAAUUUAUGGACAAAGCAGAUACACUCGCGCUACUUCAUUGGGGCGCUGAGCGCUUAGAAGAAGAGGGCAGAGGUGUUGGCAUCGGCAUGGGCUUUCAUAGAGGCAUAGCAAAAAAUGUGAUGCAUCUGCUUUGGGCUUUGAUGGCGUAUGGGUUAAUAGGCAUAAAUGAUUGUGGGUCAGAAAUGAUACAAAGCUUGGGCCAAUCUAUGUCAAGAAUAGUGUCUUAUAUACAAGAAGAAGAAAUACAAGAGGACGAUGAUAUUCAAAGCUUAGCACAGGCAUUGAAUACAAAACUGUCUAUAGCAAGUUAGUUUAUCCUGUAUAUCAAUCGUAUUUAUUUUUUUUUAUUUGAUAAAAACAACCUAUUCCUCACUUUUCUUUUAAAAAAGAC
Molecule: messenger RNA, 1270 nt
Organism: Rhizopus microsporus ATCC 52813
Lineage: Eukaryota; Fungi; Mucoromycota; Mucoromycetes; Mucorales; Rhizopodaceae
Exons: 4
Coding region: 219-1190 (323 amino acids)
Source: RefSeq, a predicted model, not a curated record